Messenger RNA from Orcinus orca (killer whale), 6632 nucleotides. RefSeq names its product CD226 molecule (gene CD226). The coding region runs from base 843 to 1850 and encodes 335 amino acids. Gene Ontology annotation, biological process: positive regulation of Fc receptor mediated stimulatory signaling pathway; positive regulation of natural killer cell cytokine production; cytokine production. The record is from RefSeq and is a predicted model, not a curated record. NCBI's taxonomy places the organism in Eukaryota, Metazoa, Chordata, Mammalia, Artiodactyla, Delphinidae. Gene Ontology annotation, cellular component: external side of plasma membrane. The transcript is spliced from 7 exons.
AGGAUGAGUAAAACUAAAUCUGCUGUCCUCUGGAACAACCUAGAAACUAUUUCAUGUCUGGGACAAAGAAGCUGAUAGACUUGCGGGGACAGUUCUUACGAAACCACCAACUUUGUGUGCUUUUUGUGUCAGAGAAUCAGAGAGUCAGAAAACAACACCGUAUCUAGGAGGUAGGAUUCAAAUGCCCUGAGAUAUGGGCAGAGAUAAGCUUCCUGCACUUCAGAGACUUCUGACUCUGAAGUGCUUUGAUUGGCAGGAAAGCAGAUGGGGAAGAAAAGGCAAAGUAACCAAUUUCAAGUUUUUUGUGUGUAGUUUCAGUUCAGAGUUAGAACAUUCACAGUGAAAGUAUAUCCUUUCAGACUGUAGAAGCUUAGGUGGGGCAAAGAGAAGGACAGAAGUAUAUCUGAGUUGGGAAUGAGUCUGAGAAGCUAAAACGGUAAAGAUGCUUCCAGAAGCAGGGACACUUCUUGACUGGUUUUAAUCCUCCUUAGUGAAAUAUUAGUGAUUUACUUCAGCUCCAACCUGAGGGAGCUCUGGUGGAGAGGGCAUAGGACGAACGCCCCCAGCUGCUCCCAAGAUGCAAACUAGGGGAUGAGCACAGCCGGGGAGAUGGCCUUGACCAAAAGGGGGUGAGGCCAAGAGGCCAUGGUAAACAGGAAGCCCUUAACCAAGACACAUACCGGGAAAGAAGAGUCAGAGCGAGCAGGGCGCUCACAUCUCAAGAUAAAGAAGACACUGCUGAUAGGAUCUGAGAGGAAGGAAACAGUGCAUCGUGCUGGGGCUCUCAAUGUGACAUUAUAAAUUGUCUUUCUGUAGACUGGCCUCCCAAACAGGUUCCAGAGAUGGAUUACCUUACUUUCCUCUUGGCUAUUCUUUAUGUAUACAAAGCUGGAUGUGAACAGAUAUUUUGGGACACAACUGUUAAACUUGCUAAGAAUAUGGCCCUAGAAUGUGUGUAUCCAUCAAAGGACACUUUAACCCAGAUGGAGUGGUUCAAGAUCAAGACACUGGAGAGAGAGUCCAUAGCCAUUUUCAACCCUACUUACCGUGUGAUCAUAAGAGAGCCGUACGUUGAUAGGGUUUACUUUUCAAAUUCAACCACGGCCUCUAACGAUAUGACCUUGUCCUUCCAUAAUGCCUCUGAGGUGGACGUUGGCUUCUAUUCCUGCUUUCUUCAUACUUUCCCACAUGGAACCUGGGAAAAGGUGAUACAGGUGGUUCCAUCAGACGGUUUUGAGACAGCUGUGCCAUCAAAUAGCCAGACAGUCUCAGAACCUGGAAAAAACGUCACACUCACCUGCCAGCCUCGAGCGAAAUGGCUGUUACAAGAAGUUACAUGGGAGAAGAUCCAGCCCCAUCAGAUUGACCUCUUAACUAGCUGCAACUUGUCCCAAGGAAGAAGUUACACUUCAAAGUACCCAAGACAGAUACUGAGCAACUGCACCCAGGGAAUGAGGAGGGCCUUCAUCACCAUGCCCCACAUUAGGACCUCUGACUCAGGACUCUACCGCUGUGGCUUCAAAGCCAGCACAGGAGAAACUGAAACCUUCAUGACGAAACUGAUCGUAACUGAUGGUAAAACCAAUAACCAAUCCAUCCUCUUCAUGGCCACAGGGACAGCUUUGUUGUUGCUGUUGAUUAUCCUAAUUACCACCGUCAUUGCCAUUCCUUAUAAGAGAAGGAGAAGGAGACAGAAAAGAGGCCUAUUUAAAGAGUACUGGGACACACAGAAUAGGGCAACCAACAACUACAGAAGUCCUGUCCCUGCCAAUCAACCUUCAGAUGGUGCAGGAGAGGAUAUUUAUGUCAACUACCCAACCUUCUCUCGUAGACCAAAGACUAGAGUCUAAGCUUUUCCCUUAAUCUGAACAUAUUAAUGAUGACUGUUAUGCACAUGGAUCUUUAUACCAUUUCUUCCCACUAUUUAGUGUCUACCUUGGAUACUAGUUGACCAAAUUUAUUUCAUUUGACAGGAAAAAUACUGCCUUAACUAGAGAGCAUUCUUAACAGAAAUGUUUUAGAAAACCUGACUCUAAUUAGCUUACACAUAAGAGGAAACUUAUUGAAUCCUGUAAUGGAACAAUGAAGGGGAGAUCAAGCUUCAGGCAAGGGUUAUUUACCAGGGCUUAAAUGUUAUGUCUAGAAUUAAGUAUGGAUAUGAGACAGUUUCUGCAUGCCCUUUCACAGUGCUGGAUCCACUUCCUUGGUGUUAGCCUAACUCUCAUUCAGGCUUUUCCCUUGUGUUUCCAAGAUGACUGCCAACAACUCCUGGCAAUUCAUUUUAUUUAUUUAUUUUUGGCUGUGUUGGGUCUUCGUUGCUGCAUGCGGGCUUCUCAUUGCAGUGGCUUCUCUUGCUGCGGUGCACGGCCUCUAGGUGCGCGGGCUCAGUAGUUGUGGCGCACAGGCUUAGUUGCUCCGUGGCAUGUGGGAUCUUCCCGGACCAGGGAUCGAGCCCGUGUCCCCUGCAUUGGCAGGUGGAUUCUCAACCACUGCGCCACCAGGGAAGCCCCCUGGCAAUUCAUAAUCCUUGUUUCUGUCUGGUAAAGAGUUUGCUCUGAUAGAGCAAACACAUUUGGUUACUUGUCCAUCAUAAAACGGUCAUUAUGACCAGAAAGGAUGAAAUGGCUUAAGUCAGUUAAGGGCUCACCUCUAGAGCUAGGUAGGAGGGGGACCAAAGCACACUACUGGGAAAUUCAGAGUUUUAUUAGAAGAAGUGAAGGGGAGCCUGGAAGCUGGGCUGGUUGCCAACAAAUGCGGACUCUAAUGACCUUCCAAGACAUCUUCUGUUAGCCAGCUAAAAAGAGUAGGAGGGCAGGUCUAGAUUAGCUCUCUCCCUCUUCCCACUUCUAGAACCUACUCUGCCAGCUUGGUCCAGAAGAGUACUUGGCAGUAGAAUGACUAAAUGGUCAAGAGGAAGAUAAAUGUGGCAGGGAAAUCUCUUCCUUUGCUACUCUCAAAUAAAUUCAUUUCUGAAUUCAUAUAGAAUUUCACUAUCCCUGGUUUAGCCUUAUGAGCAAGAGUAGUAGAUGAUCCAACAAUAACUUAAUUUUUUUAUAUUGAAGUUGUUAUACUUUUGAGAAUUAUUAUUAUUAUUUUAUUUUUUUUAUUUUUUUGCGGUACGCGGGCCUGUCACUGUUGUGGCCUUUCCCGUUGUGGAGCACAGGCUCCGGACGCACAGGCUCAGCAGCCAUGGCUCACGGGCCCAGCCGCUCCGCGGCAUGUGGGACCUUCCCGGACCGGGGCACGAACCCACGUCCCCUGCAUCAGCAGGCGGACUCUCAACCACUGCGCCACUAGGGAAGCCCGAGAAGUAUUUUUAAUAUAUAAUUUCUCUCAAAAGAGUCAGGUACCUAGACAGUAUUAGUUUUUUAAAAAAUAAUUAUGUGAAAUUUAAAUACGAGGAAAAAAAUGAUAGUUGGAAGUGGUGGUAUAGGAUGGUAGGGUAGAAAAAAGAGGGGGCAAAGCACUGGGAGGGAGGGUUAGGGAAGGAGGAAAAGGGAUCAAAGAAUAGGAAGGUACAAAGAAACUUCUGUUGCUUCGAAGUUUGGCCAAAGACACAGUUUGGCCUAAUGUUAUGACUAACAGGGCAAUUAGAGACCAUGCCUGCCAUUGUCCAAAUUCUAGAUGCAGGCAACAAUGAAAAGUAUUUGUGAAACUCAAUAACGGUCAUGGUCACCUUGAAACCACAAUGGUUUGGUAAUGACCAAAUAUAAUGAUCGUUCGUGUCUCUAAUACUCAUCUUUAAAAGAUUCUUAUUUCUAGGCAGUUCCCUGGUGGCCUAGUGGUUAGGAUUCUGGGCUUUCACUGCCAUAGCACAGGUUCAACCCCUACUUGGGGAACUGAGAACCUGCAAGCUGUGUGGCACAGCCGAAAAAAAAAAAAAGAAAGAAAAAAAAGAUCCUCAUUUCUAAAAGGUUCAUCACAAUAGCUGCAUUUAGGUUUCAAAGUUGCAGACUUUUCAUGAUAAUCUAAAGCAAUCCCAAACCAAAUUCUCAUACUGUCUAGACAGAUUCUUAAGCUGUAAUUGACAGUUUUAGCAGGCCUGUGGAUAUUUUAUGGUUUUAUCUUUAAAUACAUGCACGCCACAUAGUGAAGUUAUCUGUGAAUUACAGAAAUUGUGAAUGCCCCUACCUAUUUCAGAAGGGAAAAUGUAAAACCGACCACUCCCAGUUGUACUUACGUACAUGCAAUGAGAGUUAGCUCUCAUUUUUAUUUUGUUUGCUUAUAGACCUUUACAUCUGGAUUCAAGAAGUGUUUCCACAAAUAUAUUUGUAACAAAGUUGGAAGGCAGUUUUACAAGAAAACCAUCUACUGUUUUGUUGACUAUAUCAGAUCAAUGAAAGUUUCCAUGGCUGAAUCUAUCAAUUUGCAUGGUGAAGCAAACUUAACAUCCUUUAAAAGAUAAAUGACUUCUUUUCCCUGAAAGUUAAUAAAAAUAUUACUUUCUGGAAGAUUCUGAUAACCAAAUCCUCAAUGACUAAUGUAGGUGAGAAGUAAAACAUUUCUACCAUUACAAUAUGGUUUCAGGGAAGAUUUUUGUGGCAAACUCCUUACGUGUUGCAAAGAAAGCCUCCAGAACACUUGAAACUCAUCUCUUUUUCCAUGGGUGUUUUAACCUUUUAUAAAAAUCUCUCACUCAAAAUACUUAUGAGAACUAUUUACUCUGUCCCUUCUUUUCUAUAAAUUCUUCCUCUGCAGGGCUCAGAAUUUUUUCAGGGAUUUGGAACCUUCCUAAGUCCUGCUGAAAUUUCUCUGAUCUCCUCUACUGAUCCUGCUACACUGUCAGCUGUUAUGCUGAUGAAAUUCCAUUCAUUCAUUUUCUUUCUUUGGAUAGUCUACUUAACAAAUCACUUUCAUUGUAGUCUCUUUAAUAUUAUACCUAACUUGCUGGAGUUAUGAACUCUACCUAAUAUAUAUAAAAGACUAUGCUUGCUCUCUCUCUCUCUCUCUCUCUCUCUCUCUCUAUGUGUAUAUAUAUAUAUAUAUAUAUAUAUAUAUAUAUAUAUAUACACACACACUAUGUAUGGUAUCUAUAGUAGGUAUAUGGUAUAUAUAUAGUAUAUGUGUAUAUAUAUAUGUACCUACAAACACACAUGUAUAUAUUUUUUCCCUAAUCUGUUGUACCUACUAUUCCAGUUGUUACUAAGGAAACAGAUCAAAACAGAUCCACGGAAUGAAAGGUCAGACUUGAAUUAAAUUAUGUUUUAAAUCUUUUUUGCAAGGUGUUAUUUAGGAAACAAGAUGCUUCCUAAGAUUCUUUUUUACAUAUAUAAUUUAUACUGAUACAUAAUACAUUAAAUAAUAAUCUGUGUUUCCUUUGAAUGCCCUUAUUUUAGUAUUUACAUUAAAGUAACCAGUUACAAGGAAUUGCUGUGUGAUGACAAGGUAGGUAAGUUUGUUGAAUGUCAUUAUAGAGCCCACAGUUUUGUCAGGGAAAGAAUACAUCUUAUUAACCUACAAUGAUUAGGGUAUUGAUUAUAUUAUCAUCAGAGAGACCUUGGAACAUUAUUUAAAAGCCUUUAUGCAUGCUGAGAAAAUCGCAUAGGAAUUUCAUUAGCUUGUAAUCAUGCUUAUAUGGGUGGGAGGCAGGUGGAUGAGGUUAGCGUUUUCAGUUAGUAAAUAUUCACAUUUAUUCACAGUUUAUUACUAAAAUAUUGUACAUAUAAAUUUAAAAUACUUUGAUUAUCAAUUUACAAGAUAAAGUAAAAUAAAAAUAAUUUAAAUAGGUUUACUUUUAUUGUAAACAUACAAGUUAUGUUUGUUUGUAUAGAACUAUGUUAAAAAAUAACUACAGCUACAUUACAGUAAUUUUCCAAAUUGGUAGAGUCCACAUCGUAAUUAGAAAUCACUGUAAUCAAAAUGCUUCUCCUUGAUUUUUUUUUCUUCUCCUUGAUUUUUAAUAACAUGCUGUAUUUUGUACUGCUGGUGUGAAUGUCAACAAGAUUGAAGAUAAUGUAGAAUACAGAUGCUUAUAUAGUGAGAAUGAAGGUGCUAAACAGUGAGUACAAAGUUUAGCUUCUUUCCACAGUAGAGUUAAGAAAAUAUCUUUGAAAAAUAUAAAACAAUAGGAACAUGUAAUAUCAUUAUUUUAUUCUCAUCAUUAGUUAGGCCACUAUUAGAAGGUAGUGUCUAGAAAGUAUUGACCUUCACGUGCAGGUUUUUGCAUAAAUUAAUACACUUUUCCUCUGGUCUGUUCAUUGGAUUAUUCUAAGUCAAGUCUCUAGGCUCUUAUACAUUUAUGAAGUAAAAAUAAGCAUUUUUUUAAACUUUUCUAUUGCUAGUGAUCCGAUAGGUAGAACUAUGGCUUCUAGAAUUAACUGCAAUGCUUUCUUAAAAAAUUUUACAAGUCUUUAAGGUUGGAUUACAUAUUAUGUUUUUCGAGAUUUAAAGCACUAUGUUGUAAGGUGUUGUAAGAAAAGAUCUAAUUUGGGGGUAUGGGUGAUAAAUGUCUGGAAUAAUCCCCAUUUAUUGCCUAUUGUCCCUGUUGGAAUGAUAAGUAACAUAGUCACCCUCUUUAGAACAUUUAUUUCCGGCUUUAUAUGUAAUUUCAGACUUGGGUUUUGUAAGGCAUGCAAAUGUUUACCUUGAUAUACUGUAUUCUGUUGUUUGAAUGAAUAAAAUGUAGAGCUCCA